Molecule: messenger RNA, 963 nt
Organism: Echinococcus granulosus
Lineage: Eukaryota; Metazoa; Platyhelminthes; Cestoda; Cyclophyllidea; Taeniidae
Product: Centrosomal protein
Exons: 9
Coding region: 1-963 (320 amino acids)
Molecular function (GO): protein binding
Source: RefSeq, a predicted model, not a curated record
AUGGCGGAUUCUGAUUCUUCUGAUCCUGUGGGAAGUUAUUUACGUAAUUGUACCAUUCUUGAGGAAGUUGAGAACCUUGAUCCAACUGAUGAAGAAGUCCGGAUGUAUGCAUGGGACAUUGGCAUUGACCCCGAUAAAGAGGCAGAUUUAUUACACAUUGCGCGCGAAGGUCUUUCCGCUCCAGUUCCUAAGGGCUGGAUAGUUCUGCAGAAUCGAAAAGGAUCAGUUUUCUAUCAACAAAAGUGUUCCGGUAUCUGCAUUUGGGAACAUCCAUUAGAUGCCCAAUUUCGCCUUCGGGUAGUGGAAGCCAAGUCCAAGAAGUCAAGCGGUCAGAAUGAUUUCACAAGGUGCUUUGCCCCAAAGAAAAGUAGUGAUUUAGCUGAUGGGGCGGUCAACUAUCCGCAUAAUGAUGCCAAUGCUGAUUGGACUCCUUCAAUAACAAACAAAUUGGCGAAUCAUCUAUUCAGACAAUUAAUUACCAGUCUAGUAAUUUGGAUAACUUAUCAGAUGGUUAAUUUCAUUUUUCAUCGUAAAUCCAUUUUUAUUGUGGUGUGGGAAUCUUCUGCAAUUGUGAAGAAAUUAAGGAAGCGCAUAUGCAAGAAAAGAAAAUACCAACGUUUUCUGGAAAUUCGUUUUACUUUUUUCAGAGAAGUUCCACAGUUAUGCGAAUGGGUAAUUAUUUCAGUUUUUCAGACCCUAAUAAAUUUCAAUACGACUGAUUUUGUCCAAAUAAUUAGUUCUUCCAAAUUACAAACGUAUUCGUUUCUAUCAAAACGAAGUGAUGACCACCUAUGGAAGAAAACUGCUCACUUCUCAUCAUGCUGUUUUCCUAUAAAAGUCGCCAUUUUGAAACUGUUUUUGGUAAUCAGUGCUUCAAGAUUUGUGGCAAUUCCAUCACUUAAUUUAAUACAAAUGAGUUUUUACAUGAAAAGAGUUCAAAAUAAACCAAAUUGGAUUAUCUAA